CACGUAUGCCAGAGCACGAGGAGACAUCCAUCAAGGUUGGACUCUUCUCCCAAGGCCUCACUGUGCGGAUGAUGCUUAUCGACGACGACCUGGAUGCUGCUCGUCACAUUGCCGAAGGCUUGGUCAGGUCAAGCCUGGUUGUGACAUGGGUCGAGCUGAUCUCGACUCAUGGCAACUUCCUUUACUUCCAAGACACCACAAGCGUGCACCUCGCGCGAUUGGUGGUGUUCCUUCACAAUGUUACUUCCGGCGCUUCACACCCACUCAGCAGUCGCAAGCUGUCAAUCUAAUGAAGCGCCUGAACACAGCCUGUCUCAUGGUACCGAACGUGGGCUCAGAUGGCGCUCCCGCCUUCGUGGCGCGCCUUAUUCAGCGGGUUUUGCGUUCACUUAGCACGCGAUCGACAGUGCCAUCCCGGGCAGUCAGUCCUGGACUACCGUCGCAUCCUGAGGUCUCAGAAGCUGUCAUGACGGAUCUAGAUGAGUUUCUCGCCACCAUCACGGCACCAGAUCUCACCACUGUUGACGACCAGGACUGGUCGACCCUCUUCGGCGACACACUUGACUACUUGCCUGCCAUCUCCGAGACCUAACUUCUACUCCAGGCUGGUCACUUGGUCCUGUGUCCA
Cutaneotrichosporon oleaginosum is the source of this 628-nucleotide messenger RNA. The record is from RefSeq and is a predicted model, not a curated record. NCBI's taxonomy places the organism in Eukaryota, Fungi, Basidiomycota, Tremellomycetes, Trichosporonales, Trichosporonaceae.